Molecule: messenger RNA, 6643 nt
Organism: Triplophysa rosa
Lineage: Eukaryota; Metazoa; Chordata; Actinopteri; Cypriniformes; Nemacheilidae
Gene: grk3
Product: G protein-coupled receptor kinase 3
Exons: 21
Coding region: 1917-3983 (688 amino acids)
Biological process (GO): protein phosphorylation; G protein-coupled receptor signaling pathway; regulation of signal transduction
Molecular function (GO): G protein-coupled receptor binding; ATP binding; G protein-coupled receptor kinase activity
Source: RefSeq, a predicted model, not a curated record
GGAUCGGCCGCUGGGAGGAAGUGCAGCUCUCUGAAGAGCCUCAAUUUCACUUCACGACGCGCUGUGGGGCUAAGCUCGCACCAAGUACUAAAAACAUAAAAUAGUCGUAUUUUCCCAUAAGGAUUAAUCGUUGGGAAAUGUCAAAAGGCACUCGUUCCCAGAGGGUCUGAACGAAGUCGGACGGAGGGGUUUUACGCGGACGGAUAUUGUGUUUUCGUUGAACGAUGUCGGAAGAGAUGACUUGGAUCUGCGACCCAAACACGGAUGGAAAAGAAAAGACUAGUUUCUUUCGGCAGUAACAUCGGGAAAUCAAAAUCGACCCUCUUUUGAAGGAAGGUACAUUUAGAGACCCCGGCACGAGCCGUGAAGACGCAGAGUGGGGUUCAAAGACACGUCGUGUUGUUUUUUUAAACUCAGUUUCUUCGUCCAUGCAAGUUUGAGACAUGCAUGUGAAGUUCCGCAAGAUCUAGCACAGAGGUUUUCUCGUUGUAUGUUUUACGUUUGUAUACAUUUGUUGUGGACCAAAGUAUUUCACCGCAGUAACUGAUUUUUGUGCGUUUCAUCGGACCACGUUUUGUGGACCCAUCGCGUCUUUUUUUAUUGCUUUAGUUCACAUUUGCUUAUUUCCUUUUCUAGCGCCACCCCUCAUGUGCAGUUCAGCGAUAUUUCAACAUCUUGUGUAAAACGUAGAUUAACGCGUUUGAAAGAAAACUGUCUGCACUGCACAAGGCACGACAAUGGACUCUAACAAAAAUACAUCUGCCUGUUUAUGUGAAUGUUCGACUUUGCUUUAAUUGGCUUGUGGGAUCAGGGAAGUCUACUUGGAUUUGAUCAGUGCUUUACAAUCGAGAGGAGGGGACAGGCAGAUCUCAACCCUCAAACUACAGAAAUGGAGAUUUCUUUGUGAUAUAAACAGGAUAUAUAGACAUACGCUAUAUAUGCAUGUUCUGUUUAGAUCUUGACGGAUACUCCACUAGUUAAGAAAAGAAUUCCGUUGCUGUCGCAUUAAAUAGCUCUUAUUUAUGUUUCCUCAACCACUGGGCUUUUUGCUUCCCACCAUCUUGACGCCUUUUAAGAAGAAGGGGAUACAUAUUAUUUGUGGUUUGUUUGUAUGCUGUCAGCUGAUAAAUGAAUCAAAACGGAACAUUGGCGCAUGCUACUCGUCCAUUUCAUGAUUUAUUUCUUUUUUUCAAGUGAGCUGGCUUGCUCUUUAUGCGAAUAUCUUGAGGAUGUUAUCUAGCCUCUUGUUCAGCAUGCAUCUAUAUUAAGGCGAAUUUCGAUUUUGAAAGGCUCUUGCAUUGCUUUGAACGCAGUAGUUUUUUUAUUAAGGGCCUUGAUUUCAUCCCCAACACAAAAGGCUUCCACGCACUUGUAGUUAACCUGCCAUCGCUGUCAUUUUCACGCAUCGCAUUUUUUGACGGUAGUUGGUGAGUUUCUCGCGUUAAACUCACCUAAAGGGGGUGAGUGGUGGUGGAGGGGGCAUCUGCUGCUCAGAAUCUCUUUAUCGAUAUCAUCAUCACCAUCUUGAAUUAUUAUUUUGAAGAUUUCCGGAACACUUUCCCACUGUAAAAGAAGCCAUUUCUACAGUUGUAGCGGACCCGAUGACGACGUUACUACACAUAUAAGGACCAUAUAGAUAUAUUUUUCGUUUUGUGAAUGUUUUUUUCGAGUGUUAUCGGCCACGAUGGCUAAUUUUUGAGACCCUUUCAGUGGGAAAAAAGACGCCGAUCAAAGCACCGCGUCUGGAACCGAUGUUCGCGCCUCGCUCGCGCAUCGUCGUCGUCGCCGCUGCUCCCGCGUUCGUCUUGUGCUGAGUCCGCGCGCGCCGCCGCUCCCAGAGCGCGCGUCACCGUCCGUCUCCUCACGGCUGGUUCUGGUACCGUUAGCGACUCGGUUCGACCCCACAGGGCUCGAAGAUGGCGGACCUCGAAGCGGUUCUCGCCGAUGUCAGCUACCUGAUGGCGAUGGAGAAGAGCAAAUCGACUCCAGCGGCCCGGGCGAGCAAGAAAAUCAUCCUCCCUGAACCCAGUAUUCGAAGCGUCAUGCAGAAGUACUUGGAGGAACGGGAUGAACUGACCUUUGACAAGAUCUUCAACCAGAAGAUUGGCUUCCUCUUGUUCAAGGAUUUCUGCAUGAACGAGAUUGAUGAAGCCGUCCCACAGCUGAAGUUUUACGAGGAGAUUAAAGAGUAUGAAAAGUUGGACUCUGAGGAGGAGAGGCUGACUCGCAGUCGACAGAUUUACGACGUCUACAUAAUGAAGGAGCUUCUGUCGUGUUCACACCCCUUCUCAAAGAAAGCAGUUGACCAUGUCCAGACUCACCUAGCAAAGAAACAAGUUCCUCCAAAUCUCUUUCAGCCAUACAUUGUUGAAAUCUGCGACAGUCUUCGAGGAAUGAUGUUUCAGAAGUAUAUAGAAAGUGACAAGUUCACUCGUUUCUGUCAGUGGAAGAAUGUAGAGCUCAACAUCCAUUUGACGAUGAAUGAUUUCAGCGUGCAUCGAAUCAUCGGCAGAGGAGGUUUUGGAGAGGUGUAUGGAUGCAGAAAGGCUGACACGGGGAAAAUGUAUGCCAUGAAGUGUUUGGAUAAGAAACGGAUCAAAAUGAAACAGGGUGAAACGCUGGCGCUCAAUGAGAGAAUCAUGCUGUCAUUGGUCAGCACAGGGGACUGCCCUUUCAUAGUGUGUAUGACGUAUGCCUUCCACACCCCGGAUAAACUGUGUUUCAUUCUGGACUUGAUGAACGGUGGAGAUCUCCACUAUCAUCUGUCUCAGCACGGGGUCUUCAGUGAGAAGGAUAUGCGCUUUUAUGCCGCAGAGAUCAUCCUGGGCCUCGAGCACAUGCACAAUCGAUUUGUCGUCUACAGAGACCUCAAGCCUGCGAAUAUCCUGCUGGAUGAACACGGACACGUUCGUAUCUCUGACCUGGGCCUGGCCUGUGAUUUCUCCAAGAAAAAACCUCACGCCAGUGUCGGUACCCAUGGCUACAUGGCACCUGAGGUUCUGCAGAAAGGAACGGCGUACGACAGCAGCGCCGACUGGUUCUCUCUGGGAUGCAUGCUCUUUAAACUCUUGCGAGGACACAGUCCAUUCAGACAGCACAAGACCAAAGACAAACACGAGAUCGACCGCAUGACACUUACCAUGAAUGUGGAGUUGCCCGACACUUUCUCACCUGAACUCAAGUCUCUUCUGGAAGGACUCUUACAGCGAGAUGUGGCCAAAAGAUUGGGCUGUCUGGGGCGGGGGGCAUCAGAGGUGAAGGAGCAUGAGUUCUUCAAAGGAAUCGAUUGGCAGCAGGUCUAUCUUCAGAAGUACCCUCCACCCCUCAUUCCUCCGAGAGGAGAGGUCAACGCCGCAGACGCCUUUGACAUCGGGUCCUUUGAUGAAGAGGACACCAAGGGAAUAAAGCUGUUAGACAGUGAUCAGGAGCUGUAUAAGAACUUUCCUCUGGUGAUCUCGGAGCGCUGGCAGCAGGAGGUGGCAGAGACGGUGUACGACGCCGUCAACAGCGACACGGAUAAGAACGAAAUCCGCAAACGGGCCAAAAACAAGCAGCAGGGCCACGAGGAGGAUUACGCUCUGGGGAAGGACUGCAUCAUGCACGGCUACAUGCUGAAGCUGGGAAACCCGUUCCUGACGCAGUGGCAGAGACGAUAUUUCUAUCUGUUCCCCAACCGCGUGGAGUGGAGAGGAGAAGGAGAGUCCAGACAAAACCUUCUUACCAUGGAGCAGAUCGUGACUGUGGAGGAGACGCAGAUCAAGGACAAGAAGUGCAUUCUGCUGAGGAUCAAGGGAGGGAAGCAGUUCGUGCUCCAGUGUGAGAGUGACCCAGAGUUUGUUCAGUGGAAGAAGGAACUCACAGAAGCGUUCACCGAAGCGCAGAAGCUGCUCCGUCGUGCCCCCAAAGUCAUCGGCAAGGGCCGAACCAACGUGGUGGAACUGUCCAAACCUCCGCUCACCCACCGUAACAGCAACGGCCUGUGAGCCGCCCCCCGUCCCAGCCACCCAUCACCACCACCGCCUGUCCAUCCUCUUCAUCGUCACACGCUCACGCUCUCUCAACUCUCUCGCUGUCCAGCGUCAUCAAGCUUCCCGAAGCGUCCCGAAGAAGCAUCAGCUGGAUUUCCUGCUGUUUGUCAAUCUCACACACACACACACACACACACACAGAGUUUCUGCAACUUGACACUCCAGGAUAACGUUAAAGAACAAUCACAGACGUCAAUGCUGAGUCUUAAGGUGGUGCAGGCUGGGAUACUGCACCGCCUCGUUUGAGCACAUCACUCUCUCUCUCUGUCUGAUGCUCCUGUUCACCCAGCACACGCUCUGGUGUGAUGUCAGCGUCCACCUAAACAACUCUUUACCCAGCAUGCUACAGAUGGACGAUCUCUCAAAAGACCAUGGCUUUAAAGAUUUCACCCCUGUUGUCUCUCAUGGAAGCGCUGCGGCCGUGUCUGUGUCUGUUCGUGACGCGUGUGCUCUCUCUCUCUCUCUCGCUCUCUCUCGACGCUGUGACCGCAUGACAUGCAUGGGCACGCCAGUCCUGCGGUUCCUGAUAAACAGGCUCUCCUGUACCUGUAAAGACUCACCGCUGAGUUAAAGAAACUGAGAUGAGUGUCGUGCACGGUCAGGCUGCUCUCGCAAGUGUACAAACGAGAGAUUGUGUUUGUCCGUUGACUGUUUUUUUGGUGCUCACUCCCUGUAAAGACCAAACCGAGUUGGAGCGCACUAAGGUGUUGUUGCUUUGAAAAGGCACGGCCGGAUAUGUGGAGGGAUUCCUUUUCUUUCACCUUGAAUGUAUUUUGUUUUUGUUUGUGAAGGGAGUGAUUUACGCUGCUCGACGACCGGAGACAAAAAGUGCCAAUGAAAAUAAAGCGUUGAACUUGAGACGCAUCACGUCACGCGGUCGGACCCUGCAUAAGUGUUGUGAACGCACAGAUUAAGACUGAACCCAUCGCUGUGGGUGAACUGUGUUACUGAUGCGUGACGUCUUGGUUCGAGGGACCACUUGGAAAAGAAGGCGACGGCAGCAUCCUUUCUUUUCUCUGACUGUGUAUAUAUGAACCAUCCUUUCUCUGUGCAUCUACAGUAUAACCUACUUGUCAACGUUUGCAUAUGUGGCGAAUUCUCUGUCUGCCUGUCUGUGUUCGUCCCUGUGUCUCAGCUCUGGGCAGGGUGGGCGGGGUUCACAUCUGUCAUUCACGUGCACGCCUCGGUGUCAUCUCAUAAUGAGGUGUGGCGAGAUGUGCGACACGUCAUCCGUUCACAGGCAGACAGACUGUUAUGUCAGGGGUGAGAUGAUGGUGUGGGGUGUUUGCAUGCACAGGUGUUCGGAAAGGUGGGACAACUUUAAACCAAUCGUCGUAAGGCUUGAUUUGAAUCCAGUUUUAGUUUUUAUAUGGUUUUGAAUGUGACUCAUAAUGCAGAUUUCUAUAGAUGACAUGUGUGUUACGUGCGUUUAGUUUGCUCCAUUUUUCAAAACGGUGAGACAAGCGCACAGGCACGAGGUGAUUUUAAAGACUAUAAAAGCAUUUUUGUUCCUUCGUGUAUAUUCAGGUUCGGUUUUCAUGCAGUAAUUUUAUUUUCUUUCUCGAUGUUUCCAUUGUCUUGUGAUUUGCAUGUGACCUUGCAAAGCAAUGGCAGGGUUUUGAGGGUCCAUCGGUUUUCGUAGCCUUCGAGUGUCAGGGAGGUGCCAUCCAGCUUGUUGAAGGAUAUCCUCACUGCACUUUUCACGCUUCACGAGCUGUCCAAAAAUGAUGUGCCAAAUGACUUCAGGAGAGUGUCCUGAACCAAUGCCCUCGCCCCGCUUCAUUUCCACGGCAGAUGUUGGUACGUUAUCGCGGGCGAGCGAUGGGGAUUUUGGGUACACAAAUGUGACCGAAUUCAGGUGAUGCGGGGCGAACGUUUUGACUGCUAUCUGCAAGCCUGUUUCUCAGAAAGGGUGGCACCUUCGCCAGUCCUAAAUAUCCAUGUUUUAUUCAGGGGUUUUAUAUUUUUAUUUUAACGGUAGCUUUUCAUUCACUCGGUCAGUGUUUGCUUCUUUCGGUUGCUUGUGUGUCUUUUCCGUAGCCGUGAAUUUAUCUGGCGAAUCCAGGUUUGGCGAAAUGGAAGACAAUAAAUAGGAUAAAAGAAAAACCAACUAUGGAAAAUCUAAGUAUAUAUGUGUAUAUGAAAUCAAAAUAAAUGGGCUUAGAUUUAUUUAAACGAUUUUGGUUUUGGGGAAGGGACGGGGUUCGAUGUGAAUUCAACUGUUUGUGGUGAAGAAUCAGAUCUUGCACAUAAGCGUUUAGAUAUUGUACCUUACGAGUUACAGAUGAUUAUUUUUGUUUGUUGAAUACAGGAUUCUGCUCUUUCAUAUUUAUUGUCUGGUCGGGGAGCAGCGGAACCCAGCUGUGUGUGGGGGUCUGCCGAGGGCACGAGGCUGUCGAGAACCCAAACUCUUUUUCAUGUGCCACAAACAAACGCAAAUACUACUGUCUGGGGUUCUUAACGUUACCGUUAUGAUGAUGAUGAUGAUGAUUAUUGAUAAUAUUCAAAGAAUGACAAUUGUUAUUAAAAUUCUUUUUUGUCCCAGAACAGCUAGGAACGUGUGUGUUGGACUGCUCAUAAAACCAGUUCAGAAAUAAAGCCCUUUUUUCGUGUCA